This is a messenger RNA of Carcharodon carcharias (great white shark), 1611 nucleotides long. Its product is annotated as probable G-protein coupled receptor 75. Gene Ontology annotation, biological process: G protein-coupled receptor signaling pathway. The transcript has a single exon. Gene Ontology annotation, molecular function: C-C chemokine receptor activity. The coding region runs from base 1 to 1602 and encodes 533 amino acids. Lineage: Eukaryota; Metazoa; Chordata; Chondrichthyes; Lamniformes; Lamnidae. The record is from RefSeq and is a predicted model, not a curated record. Gene Ontology annotation, cellular component: membrane.
AUGGAUAUCCAGCCAUCUUUUGUAAAAGAAAAACUCCUCUCCAGUAUGAACACAACUCCAGAAUGUAUUUUCCCUGUGCUCACGAACUGCUCACCAGGCAAGAACCAGACAGAAGUCCAAGCGGCAAUCCACAAGGUUACGCUGGCCACCUGCAUCUUGCUGCUCAUGCUGGUCUUCUGUCUGGGAUCCUAUGGAAAUCUAAUUGUCUUUUCCUCCUUCUUCAAUCCAGCUUUCAGGAAAUUUAGGACGCAUUUCGAUUUCAUGAUCCUCAACCUGUCUUUCUGUGACCUCUUCAUCUGCCUCAUCGCCGCCCCCAUGUUUGGUUUUGUGAUGUUUUUCGAUAACCAGGAUAGCAUGUCAGACACCUUCUGUUUCGCAUUCCACCUCACCAGCACAGGGUUUGUCAUAAUGUCUUUGAAAACGGUAGCUGUGAUUGCUGUCCAUCGUCUGCGGAUGGUGCUUGGGCAGCAAUCGAACCACUCCUCCUCCUUUGUCUGUACACUCCUGCUCACUAUCGUCCUGUGGAUCAUCAGCUUCACCCUGGCCACAUUGUCGGCUAUGACAAAGUACCACAGCUCCAAGAUCUGUGUCCCGCUGCUUGGGCUCAUCAAUGAAGAUGGCAAGGCCAUUUUAUAUACAUACGUAGUGGACUUCACCCUCUGUGUGGGCAUCGUUGCAAUUUCCUACGCCCUGAUUGCUCAGACUCUGCACAAGAAUGCACAGGUACGGCGUUGCCCCGUCAUUACAGUGGUUGACCCCAAAAAGCCUAACUGCUUUGUCCCUCCAGAUGGAUCAGGGCCCUCUUUGUACAGAAAGCAGGAGCGCAACAAACAACCCCGUGUGCAGACACACCUAUAUACACACAGCGAAAGCAAAAAUGCUACCUCUUCCAACAAGAAGCUGGAACAGACUGUGAACCUUUCAGCUGUGAAGGACUCCAAAGCAGUCGUGACCUGCGUUAUGAUACUGCUCUCGGUGGUCUGCUGCCUGCCGCUGGGUGUAGCUCUGGUGCACGAUGUCUUAACCUCCGAGAGCAGUUUUAUCAUCUAUCAGUUCGAGCUGUGUGGAUUAACCUUGGUGUUCUUCAGGUCCGGCCUCAAUCCAUUUAUCUAUUCCCGCAAUAACUCUGGCCUCCGCAAGAAGGUGGCUUGGUGCAUGCAGCUGGUGGCCCUCCUGCUGUGCUGUAAGCAAAAAACGAGGUUGAAAGCAGUCGGGGAUGGCAGCCUGGUCGUGAACAGGAACAAGUCUUCUCACCACGAUACCAAUUCGGCCUACAUCCUCUCCCCCAAGUCACAGAAAAAACUCGUAGACCAGGCCUGCGGGCCAAGCAAUUCAAAAGAUAUCUUCACGUCUGUUGAACAUCAGCAAAAAGCACAGAGUGCCUCCACCCCAAUCAACACCAGGAUAGAGCCAUACUACAGUAUCUACAACAGCAGCAUAUCCCAGGAAGGGAGCACUCCUACAAGCUUGCAGCCCAGGAGAUACACUUUCGGCUCUGCCCAGUCCUACACUGGAAUGUACUACCACAUCUCAAAAACAUCAGACUUCAUGCAGGACUGUGACAGCACUUCAGUAAAACAUAUUCCCAUUCCAUCUGUCUAGGCCAAUCAU